Messenger RNA from Acanthaster planci (crown-of-thorns starfish), 4204 nucleotides. It is a transcript of the gene slc25a1, whose product is annotated as solute carrier family 25 member 1. The record is from RefSeq and is a predicted model, not a curated record. Gene Ontology annotation, cellular component: mitochondrion. Gene Ontology annotation, biological process: mitochondrial citrate transmembrane transport. Gene Ontology annotation, molecular function: citrate secondary active transmembrane transporter activity. NCBI's taxonomy places the organism in Eukaryota, Metazoa, Echinodermata, Asteroidea, Valvatida, Acanthasteridae.
ACCUAGUCCAUUCUCACGGAUGUUGUUGUGUGACACGUACGACGAGUACAUGUACAUGUACAACUGUACAUGUAUGUGAAGGUGUUUGAGUUCCGUUUUCGUCAGAAACCCGACAUAAUUUGAUUUAAUUUAGGCACAAGAUUGACUUCGUUGUGCUCACAAGAAGACGUCAUUUUACUGAUCAACAAAAGUUGGUUUAUCACUGGUGAAAAAUGAGUACUCGAGGAGCGAUUCGAGACUGCACUGGGAUCUCCGCAAGUCCAGCGUGUUCUGCAGAGAGCUCCCCGGGUUUAUCUCGUCGGUUGAACCCCGCCUUUGGACAAGUACGGCCGCUGGCUUUGGCUGCUGCAGCACCGAUCAGAACAGGGGGAAAAUCAACUCACCCUGGAAAGGCUAUAUUGGCAGGUGGCAUCGCAGGAGGCAUUGAGAUCUGCAUCACAUUCCCCACAGAGUAUGUCAAGACCCAACUGCAACUAGACGAGCGGUCGGCCAAACCCUUGUACCGCGGUCCCAUCCAUUGUGUCAAGUACACCGUACAAAAUCAUGGGUUCUUUGGUCUGUACAGGGGGCUCAGCCCACUGCUGUAUGGCUCAAUACCAAAGGCUGCCAUUAGGUUUGGUGCUAAUGAAUUCUUCAAGAACCAAUGGAGGAGUCGACACAAUGGAGCUCUGAGCAAAACUGGCAGUCUGAUGUGUGGUCUUGGGGCUGGGGUGAGCGAAGCCAUUCUUGCCGUCACGCCAAUGGAGACCAUCAAGGUGAAAUUCAUCAACGACCAGACCUCACCAAAACCAAAGUUCAGAGGAUUCUUCCAUGGGCUGAGGGAAAUUGUCAAAGAACAAGGUCUACGCGGUACCUACCAGGGCCUUACAGCCACCAUUAUGAAGCAAGGCAGUAACCAGGCCAUCCGUUUCUUUGUCAUGGACUCGCUGCGUGAAUGGUACCGCGGCGGGGACCCCAACAAGUACAUCAACCCCUUCAUUACGGCAUUGUUUGGUGGUUUGGCAGGAGCGGCCAGCGUGUUCGGGAACACGCCACUGGAUGUUGUCAAGACGAGGAUGCAGGGUCUUGAGGCACACAAGUACAAGAACACUUGGGACUGUGCAGUCAAGAUAUGGAAAUAUGAAGGACCCAAGGCCUUUUACAAAGGCACUGUUCCCAGGCUGUCCCGAGUGUGUUUGGACGUCGCCCUGGUCUUUGUCAUCUAUGAUGAGAUUGUGAAGGUUCUGAACAAAGCCUGGCCCACAAACUGAUCCUUAUAUAUUUAAUGGUCUCUGCAGUGUCAUUCUGUUUGGCCGUCAAAUCGUCAAAAUUAUUUCUCCACACAAUACCAGCAGACAGGAAUUCCAUCUUGGACUUCAGUGUGCUGGUUCUGUAUAUCAAAAAAGCAAGGUUAUAUGAGAACAAGGAAAGCUUGCAAGACAUUAGGGCAACCCCACCAUGCAUUUUACUUUCCCUAGUGACCUUGAACAUGCUGCAUUUUAGACAUGUUCUGUUGGAAUACCGAGCCGGCUCAUUUGGGCUACAGAUGAUUUCCUUUAAAAGCAGCAUUCAGCUAAAUGUGACCUGCUCUUUGAACAUUAUCCUGAAAUGCUGUUGUGGUCAAGACCAUCACCAGAGUGGACAGUGGUAAAGGAAUGCUUUCGUCAUGGUUCAUAGUUGACUUGAAUUCAGACGGGAGAUCUUGUGAUGGUCUUGAAAGGUCUUUUGCUCAUCUUAAAGAGGUCUCCACUGCAACACUGCCCUUACUGUUGCUAGCUCUUUGUAAUUAGCAAAUCAAGCUUGUAAGUCAGAUUAUUUAUGAUUAGUUUUUGCUGUUCUAAUUCAUGGGAACAUCCCUAGCUUUGACAAGUCAGACUUAUUGGAGUUGUGAUAUCCAUGCCACUUCCAGAAUUUCCUUUUUUUCAUAUUUUUGAACAAGACACUAGGCCAGAAAAAGUUUAAGUUUGAGACAUUCCAGACACAGUUGGUGCUUUUUCAGUGAAUCAGCUCACGCAUGUGGCUUUGUAUCAAAUAAACCAUAUCUACAGAGCAGGUGGCAUGUACAUGUGGUCUCGUGAUCAGGAAGAAAAUUAUGGUUAGGAUCAAUCAGUAACCACUUUUCAACCUCUAGCCAAUUUUGCGUGGUAACGUAUGCACAAAAUGUGUCCUGGGUACCAGGCAGGACCAACCAGCGGCUGAUCAGUGGUUACUAAUUGGACCUGACCAGAUGUGAAUUCCAGUUAUUGUGCAAUUGGAGUAGCGCCCUCUGUUGUUGUAGGUUUAUAGCAAGUGUUCAGUGUCUGUAGAGAUAAUUGAUUGGAACAACCACUGCUGCUGAUUUGCAGAGCAAGCCCAUCUGGACUUUGUACAAACGUGAUGUUAAUUCCCUCAAGCAUGCAUUUUCAUGUUUGGUUCUGUUGUGGUUAAAGAUUCACCAAUGCAGAGCUUGACUGUUUACUACAUUCACAUAGUGUCCACUGCCUGGUGUGUUUUGUGUGUGUGAAAAUGAAAGAGAAAUUACUUCACCAACAGGAAGAUGCAGUAGAUCAUGUGAGGUUGGGAAUACAUGUACUUUCGGAGUUGGAGAUCAACCAAUUCCAGUAUACCAAAGCACUGUAAUCUGAUCAACGAAUUGUAUGCUCUUACUCAGUACUGGGAUCCUGUAGAAAUGUGAAUUAGGCCAUGUCUGUAACAGGCUUCCAGAGCUACGGCUAGGUCUAUUGUCUGCGGGUCUCUGUAUACUUCCAAUGGAGUAAAGACCUAGACCUAGCUCUAGACAAGAGAUUCAGAUUCAGCCUCAGAGUGUAUAUUAGACCCCCCCAAAAAAUGAAUGAAUUUGCAUUAUCUUCUUCUUGCAGUUUGGUGAAGAUUUAGAAAAAACACUUCUUGGUCUUCCAAAUUCGAAAUGUAUUUUGUAGGGUUAGGUGGGUGGAGUGGUUGAAAUGAACAUUUUUAUUAUAUGAAAUUAAAUUUCAAAUUUUCAGUUUGAGUGUCAAAACCCUUAAACACAUACAAUUCAGAAUGCAUUGUGGUAGAUGAACUCCUGUUUGUUGUUGGAAAAAAUAUUUGUAAUGAGUUAAUGUGAUAUUUUUAAGAAUGCUUAUUGUUCAGAAUGAAAAGAUGUUAUGAAAGUAAUUGUUAGAGAUGUACAUAAACUGAAUUGCUACACACCAGUGACUGUUGAGGAGUCUAAUUUGAGAGUGCGAGUUUGAGGAGCCAGUUCUGCAGUACUAGGAUUUGUGCUAACCAUGAUUUCUCCUGCAUAACAGCAGCUAAUCCAGCCAUUCACACACCAAAUGACUAUCCCAUUGUGGGAGCUGCCAUUUUUAUUUUUGGGGGGUGGCGCUAUUGCCCUGCAAUAAAUUUUACAAUUACGAAACUGCUGGGCCACUGUUACAAAUUCUGUGUCCAAAGUUAAAUGCUAAUGAGCUAGAUACAGACACACACAACAAAUCCCUCAAAAGUAAGAGAGGAUCUAUCAAAGCUGAUCUAUUUAAACUGAGCACGCCCAUGUGAUGACCACUCCAUACAUUAAUUAGUGGUGCAUACUCUGUAACAUACAUGCAAAAAUGUGUACGUUUACUUCCAUGCAAUGCAUAAGCCCAUUGUUUUUGAGCAAAAGCGUCAUGUGUUGUUCAGGACUCUCAUAGUGAAAUAAAUGAAAUUGGGCCCAGGAAAGUGUGUAAACAGUUAAAUGCAAUACACAUGGGUGGUCAUUUCACUGUUGAGUACAGUUUGCUUGAAUUCCAAGAGAUUUUCUUUUUAACCUUUGAAAUAUUUGAAAUGUUAUUAACAGUCGGUCAUAGAUUCCUCUGAAAUGCUGCAUGGCAUUGAAGUUGAACAGAUAAAAACAGAUUUAUUAUUUCUUUGUUAGAAUUAAUAAUCGUAAAUACUGUAUAAUGUACUUUUUGCGCACAAAAUAUUAGGAAUGUAAUUUUAGUAUUCAACUCAAUAAUUAUUCUUUACCUCAAAGUUAAAACCAGAUUUUCUUAAAUCAAAUUUAUUAUUUGGACUGAAAUUCAAUAUGUUGCAUUACUUGAAUUACAUGUACAUGUACAUGAAUGUACACUUGUAGGCUAAUCAAUAUGACUUAAACAUAACUACCGGUACUUGUAAGCAGUUUAUUGGUUGUGCUAACAAUUGGCUGAAACAAGUAGUUCAGUGUUCUUUACAGAAGUGAAAUCCCAGCAAUAAAUUUCAUUUUGACAUGAAUGCACAAAUUAUA